UUCUCAGCAGCAUCGUCACUCAUUCCUAUAGAUACAUAACCUAUAACACUUGGUCCCCACAGCAGAGAUUGCUUUUAUUUUUACGUAGCUUGUCUUUAGUCCAAGAGGAUCCCUAUAAACUUCUAGCUCCCCAAGAUUGUUGCAAAUUAACCAAGUCAAGUCCCACUGCCGUAAUAAGUAAAGUUCUAUUUCCCUUUCCCACCGAUAUGCCUCAGCCAGUCGACCUCAGCGUCAAGACGUCGACGCCGCCAACACGACAGAACCCAGGUGCAGCUUGUGAAGAAUGCCGUCGUCGUAAGGUCCGAUGUGAUCGGCAACAGCCUGCGUGUGGCCUCUGCCUGUCAUCCGGCGUACAAUGUCAAGUUACAACCCCUCGUCCUCCUCGUGGUCCCAAGCGCGGCUAUUUAAAAGCGCUACAAGCUCGCAUCGCUACCCUCGAAGGAUCACUGCUUCAACAGCAGCAGCAGCAGCAACAGCAACAACAGCCUUCUAGCAACUGCAGCAAUACGAUGUCAAUAUCUCCCGUAGAUACCUCGCUUGAAGGUCUCGCAUUCAACGACCCCUCGUCCUUAACGUGGGACUUUGCCGUCACUGCUGAUGAAGACGCGACACUCCGUGAUCUAUGUCGGGGAACAGGGCCCAGCACAACGUCAGGGGGAUCUUCGUUAGACGAGGGUUCAGCCCAAGCCUCGACAUCACCUAUACGAGGAUUCGAGACUCUUAGCGAUGGGAUAGGUUUCGCGGACGCGACAAUGCCUCGAAAGAUGUCGGAAAUGUCGGAUGGGUUAGACGGACUCAACAUAUCAAAUUUGAUGCAGGCAGAUUUAGAUCAACUCUACUUUGACAGAGUGCACCUCUUUGCGCCUAUACUCCACCAACGCCGGUAUUUCUCCUGGGCUCGUAACAUAGCUAAGGCGGGAGCUCAAUCAUGCCUCCGCUAUGCCAUGUGGACCUUGGCUGCAUCCGUGUCAGCACACUAUCAGAACAUCGGCGACUCCCUAUAUCGUUGUACCAAGCAGGCUCUCGAGGCUCUCGACCCGAAAUGCGUAGGUAUUACGAUGACCGAGAUAGAGAAAGUCCAGGCCUGGCUCCUCCUGGCAAUCCACGAAUUCAUGUGCGUCGAUUUUAGCAAAGGCUGGGAGAGCGCCGGCCGCGCCUUUACACUAAUUCAACUCAACUGGCAUCAUUAUACGAGUGGGUCAGACGUAAGCUUGACGCGAGAGGACUGGGUCGACGCGGAGCAGAAGAGGAGGACAUUCUGGCUAGCGUACUGCCUAGACCGGUUUAUUAGUAUCCGGAAUAAUUCGCCCGUGACUUUUAGCGAACAGAAUACAAUACGUCUACCAGCGCCAGAAGUAGAUUUUCAGAACGAACAGCCUACUGUAAGCAGAUUUCUUUCGGAAGCAAUAACAGCAAUGGAUGCCAAAUGUACCUCAGCAUUUGCCGAAUGUAUCGUUGUCGCAACCGUCGUCGGCCGAGCACUCAACCACGGACAGCAAUCAGUUGUCGAUAACAUGUAUAUUCACGAGUCACAAGGCUUUUGGGAACAACACGAAUGGAUCAAUUCCACGGUGGUACAACGGAUGGAUAUGUUCAACCAGAAUUGUCCCACUGCCGCGCAAGAAGCGGAUCCGAUGCUCCUAUUUAUCAGCAUGAUGUGGCGAACGACGGUACUCUAUAUGUAUCAACUUAUUAAGUUGGUGAUACACCCCUCAGACGAAAAGAGAUCUGUCUUGGCGGAUUACACCAGGCAAUCUACAACAGCGGCCAAGGAGAUCGUGAAUCUGACUAAUAAAUUAUCACAAUUGAAUUCUUUCAAGGUACAUCCAUUUACACCAAUACCGUUAUCGUUAUGCGCCGAGUUUUUCGUCACUUAUCACGAGCUGGGCGAUACGUACGGCAAACAGCUCCAGGAAAUUACAGAAGCCAUGCACGGUUUAAUGAGUUUUAGUAAUCUUGGGCCAGGUUUUAGUUCCUACGCUAGAUAAAGAGGAAAUCUUGUGUAUAGUGUGUAUCACAGUCUCAA
Molecule: messenger RNA, 2026 nt
Organism: Daldinia decipiens
Lineage: Eukaryota; Fungi; Ascomycota; Sordariomycetes; Xylariales; Hypoxylaceae
Product: fungal-specific transcription factor domain-containing protein
Exons: 6
Coding region: 207-1988 (593 amino acids)
Biological process (GO): regulation of DNA-templated transcription; DNA-templated transcription
Cellular component (GO): nucleus
Molecular function (GO): DNA binding; zinc ion binding; DNA-binding transcription factor activity, RNA polymerase II-specific
Source: RefSeq, a predicted model, not a curated record